Messenger RNA from Drosophila navojoa, 1102 nucleotides. Its product is annotated as transcriptional cofactor Bfc. The record is from RefSeq and is a predicted model, not a curated record. NCBI's taxonomy places the organism in Eukaryota, Metazoa, Arthropoda, Insecta, Diptera, Drosophilidae.
UAUUGUUUGGCAUAAAUUCAAAAUUUAGAUUUUUUCUCAAAAUUAUUUCAUUACGGUCUGAAAUAUUUGAGAAUGGUCCCUUCACCUCCAGUACCGAAUUUGUUGUACAUGUUUGAUUUCGUAAUUGACGAUCUGGUGAUAAUACGCAAGAAUCACUGUGCCCCAGAAGAAUACUCCACCUGUGUGGAAUUCACAUUCCGAUCCAAUCUCUACAUCAAUCUCUGUGAUCGUGAAUAUGGAGGCUGCAUAGAUCCCAAACAGGCAAGGUGCGCCAAGUGCUGCAUAUUUCCGCUGGAUAAGCCAGUCACCGACGAGGAUCGACUGUUGAUUCACGUCUAUAAGAAGCGGACGGAUCGAUGCAAAUUUCUGAUUGGAAUGACUGAGAUGGUAGUCAAGCCGCUUUUCGAUGAGAUCGACAAAACGUUCGAGGCCCAGAACACAGAUUGGUUAAUAAAACGGCAGGACGGCUUGAAGGGUCUACCUACACUCAAGGGCUCCAACAGAGACAUGAUGGACAGAUGUGAGUGCUUCAACGCCGGUUUCCGCCGCAGAGAGCAGCUCUGUCCCAACUACGUAGUUGUCAAGAGAAUGUUGCCCCUCUUCAAUCUCUGCAAUCAACAGACCGGCAACAUGGUGCUCCUAUUGCGCCUGCUCUGCCAUGGACCCACUAUUGUAUCACAGCUCCACUUGGUGGGCAACAAGUUUGUCCCCGUGGAGCAGCCCCCAGACCAGCAUCCAUGUUAUAUACUGCCAGAAGAGCGCGAGGGCAAUUUCCCCACAACGGGCUAUCGCUACUUUUCGUGCAAUCUGGAUAAGCUCUGCCCCUGCGAUACCUGUGAGGAUGAGUUUGAUCGCGAUUGCCCCACUGUGCCCUGUAUGAAUAAGUGUAAGAGGAUUGUUGAGGAAUACAAGCCGUGCGGAAUUUGCGGCGAUGUCCCGCUGCUGCCCACCAGAUUUGUGUCCCGUGAGAAUUUGCUAGCAAAGCGUAAAUGCAAGAAGAAGCCCACGCAAAAGAGAUGCUGCAAAACGUAAAGGCAAAAGAGACUCAGAUAUAGAAAUUUGACGUACUGAAAGUGUCAAAGAAAUUUAUAAUUGUGUUUAA